AUGACCACAAGGCAGAUGAGUUCUAGUCACGGAACAGCAAGCUACUCCACGUCACUUUGUAUUAGAAUUUUGUUAAACACUUUGAUUGUCCAACAGGCUCUUAAGCUAUGUGACGAUGAAACAGUCGGGUCUGAGAACAAUAAUUCAGAUGAAGAGGACUUGAAAUUAAUUUUGAAAAAAUGUCGUAGCAUAGUUGGAUUUUUCAAACGAAGUGAAGUUGGAAAUCGAAUGUUAGCCGAAAAGCAGAAACAGCUAGGAAGUUCAACAAUUUUGAAGUUGAAACAAGAUAUAAGUACUCGUUGGAAUAGUACGUUUUUUAUGUUGGAAAGGCUCAUAAAAUUAAAAGAACCCAUAACUAUUGUGAUGAUUAAUUUAAAAGAAGCUCCAAAUAAUCUUGAGUCAGAUGAAUGGAGCAUCAUCGAGGAUGUAAUACCUUUAUUAAAACCUUUUAAUAAUUUAACUGUUGAACUUUCAGCAGAACAAUAUCCAACUAUAUCUAAAGUUAUACCAUUGAUACGAGGUUUGCAAUGUUCAUUAGGGUUAAAAUGUCCAAAAACACGCCAAGGAAAUUAUAUUAAAGAAAGGCUUUUAGAAAAUACUUCUAAACGUUUUGAUGGAAUUGAAAACCAAACCAUCACACCACAUUUUUCUCGGGCGACUUUACUGGACCCAAGAUGCAAAAAGGUUGCAUUUGGGUUGACACAAAAUGCGAAUGAUGCUGAGAUUAACUUAGUUUCUGAAAUAUCCACUUUGAUGAGAAAUGUUUCAAACACUGAACAAGCUGCCGUUGAAAUAAAUACAAGUGAAGAUGAUGAUAGUGUAUGGUAUUUCCUUCAAUCCAGAGUCAGUACUGUACAGUCUCAAACAACAACGACAAGUAGUGCCAUUGCUUUAAUGAAACAGUACUUAGGAAUGCCUUAUCAAGGGUUGAAUUGCAACAUGGCAACAUAUUGGAACGAGCACAA
Sipha flava (yellow sugarcane aphid) is the source of this 965-nucleotide messenger RNA. RefSeq names its product zinc finger BED domain-containing protein 1-like. The record is from RefSeq and is a predicted model, not a curated record. Lineage: Eukaryota; Metazoa; Arthropoda; Insecta; Hemiptera; Aphididae. The transcript is spliced from 4 exons. The annotation marks the transcript as partial.